This is a messenger RNA of Ectocarpus siliculosus, 141 nucleotides long. The record is from the annotation of a GenBank genome assembly. NCBI's taxonomy places the organism in Eukaryota, Phaeophyceae, Ectocarpales, Ectocarpaceae.
AUGGGCUGGGGGGCUUGGUGUCUACAGGUGAAGGCGCCAGCAGCAGCAACGACCGAGCACGAUGACCGAGCACGACAGCGGCGGAUAGCAGGAGCUUGGAGCGCUCCAGCAGGAAGCAGUGCCUCAGCAGCGAGCAUGUGA